Molecule: messenger RNA, 2658 nt
Organism: Branchiostoma floridae (Florida lancelet)
Lineage: Eukaryota; Metazoa; Chordata; Leptocardii; Amphioxiformes; Branchiostomatidae
Product: transcription initiation factor TFIID subunit 6-like
Exons: 16
Coding region: 118-2169 (683 amino acids)
Biological process (GO): RNA polymerase II preinitiation complex assembly; transcription initiation at RNA polymerase II promoter
Cellular component (GO): SLIK (SAGA-like) complex; transcription factor TFIID complex; SAGA complex
Molecular function (GO): RNA polymerase II general transcription initiation factor activity; transcription coactivator activity; protein heterodimerization activity
Source: RefSeq, a predicted model, not a curated record
GCAAGUCGCUGUAAACCUCGCGCCAACUCUGCCCCCCUCCCCACGUUUCUGUUUUGGCUCUAGCUGACUUCUUGCACUUGGACUUCUACUGGAUGUUGAACGUUUGUAAGAGCCAGGAUGUCUGACAGGGUGAUGCCCGACGUGACUGCAGAGUCCAUCAAGGUGAUCGCGGAGUCGGUGGGGAUUGGCCAGCUCCCUGACGAGGCGGCCUCGGCGCUGGCAGAAGACGCGACCUACCGGUUAAAACAGAUAACACAGGAGGCAGUUAAGUUUAUGCAUCAUGGGAAGAGGAGAAAACUCUCAACAGCUGACUUUGACAACGCUCUCAAGCUGAAAAAUGUGGAGCCCCUGUAUGGGUUCCAUGCGGAAGAGCACAUCCCGUUCCGGUUUGCGAGUGGCGGUGGGCGGGAGCUGCACUUCUAUGAGGAAAAAGAGGUGGAGCUUGGUGACAUCAUCAACGCUCCUCUUCCCAGGAUUCCCCUGGAUGUCAACUUAAAAGCCCACUGGUUGGCCAUUGAAGGAGUUCAGCCGUCCAUUCCUGAGAACCCACCUCCAGUCCCCAAGGAGGACCAGCAUGCAGCUGAUAGGCCACCUGGGGUCACAGCAAAGCCCUCUGGGAAGGAUGGGACCAAACCAGCUGGGAAGCCUGGCAAAGCUGAGGUCAAAGGUCUUCCAUCAGAGGUCGCAGGGGUCAAGUUGAAGCCAGUGCUGACCCAUGAACUAUCAGUUGAGCAGCAGCUAUACUACAGGGAAAUCACUGAGGCCUGUGUUGGGUCCUGUGAGUCUAGAAGAGCGGAGGCGCUUCAGAGCUUGGCCACUGAUCCUGGUCUUCAUCAGAUGAUUCCCAGGUUCAGCACAUUUGUCUGUGAAGGGGUGCGUGUGAAUGUUGUGCAGAGUAACCUCGCCCUGCUGAUUUACCUGAUGAGGAUGGUCAAGGCACUGAUGGACAACACAACCCUACAUCUGGAGAAAUAUCUGCAUGAGGUGAUCCCAGCUGUAGCCACCUGCAUCCUGAGUAAACAGCUGUGUCAGCGGCCUGACGUCGACAACCACUGGGCUCUGCGGGACUUCGCAGCCAGGCUCAUGGGCAACAUGUGCAGAAAUUUCAGCUCCAACAUCAACAACAUCCAGUCUCGUAUGACAAAGACUUACACAAAGAUUUUACAUGAUGAGCAGAGUCAUCUGGCAACAAGAUAUGGGGCCUUGGCAGGACUUGCAGAGAUGGGGCAUGAUGUGGUAAAGUCACUCCUGAUUCCUAAGCUGAAGGAAGAAGGAGAGAAAGUGAAGACGUUGAUGGAGGGACCAGUGCACAACUCUGUGGAUAAGACUGCAGCAGAACACAUACGGGCACUGCUGUUGAAACACUGUGCUCCAGUCUUAGCCAAGAUCCGACCCGGCCCCGACAACCAGGAACAGUACAAGACAGACUUCGGCUACCUGGGUCCUCUCCUGUGUGCUCACGUGGUCAAGGCUCGUCAACAACAACAACAACAACAGCUCCAAGCUACCACCACCACUGCUGCAGCUGCCAGUGUUGUACAGAGACCAACCUUACAGAUUCCACAGAAAUCAGAAUGGGGACGAGCAUCUGCAGUCCUGAGCGCGAUGGCGGCACCCCGAACUCCGACCCCCCAGGCCACCACCCCCUCCCUCCUCACCAUCUCCCGGCCCUCCACCCCUGCUAACCCCCCCUCUACCCCCACCACCCCCACCCCAGGUACCCCCAACCCUCAGACAAAAUACAUCAUUGUUUCCACGACAAAGGCGUCUACUUCUACUACCCUCCCUUCUACAAGUACCAUCUCUAGUAGCGGUUUGGCCUCGAGCAGUUCGUCGGCUGCUUCUACGAUCGUCAAAUUCGUGUCUGCGGCACAAGGAAGUGCGAGUGGGGGAAGCGAACCACGAGUCCUCGCCCAGUUACCCUCGGGACAAAAAUAUGUUGUAGUUUCAGUUCCUUCGUCAGGUCAGACCACCACUACAUCGCAGGGGAAGACACAAGCAGUGGUGGUGGUGAAAUCUGAGGGUCAGGGGUCACAAGGUCAAGGGUCGAUUGUUGGGGUGACCUCAGCAGCAGGGACUCUUGCGCAGUUAGCGACCAGUUCCAGCCAGGACGGCACAAAGGUGUCUUCUGUAUCACAAAGUGGAGCGACUUCCAAACCUAACUCAUGAUUCUUCUUAUCAGCCUAUAAGUAAUAUUGUAAAAGUACUGGGCACUCAGAAGCUAAUUAUUAAAAUAACUAACGGCAAAUAGUAGAUAUCAAGAGAGCACUGCUGCAGAUGGAAGACCAGAAUAUAAAAUAGUUUACUUUAUGUACUAGUACUCUUAGGGCAUACAGGUACAUAUAUCUGUAAACUCCUGAUAUGCAGAUAUCUGUAAACUUCUGGUAUGAGAUAUACAUAAGGUUGACUUAAAGAAAUGAUAUGAUGCUUUUCCUCUAUGGAAUUCUGAGCAAUAAUUUGAUUGCAUUUAGAGAUACAUGAAUUGUUGUGUCCUUGCAAAUGCUUUGCUUUUUUCAUAGAAAGAACACUUAUUAGUGUGAAGACAUAAAAUACUCUUGCUGUAAAAAGUCUGUAAAAGUAAAGUGUACUAACCAGGUUUUCUGUAUUUCAUACUUUUGUUCUUGUUACAGUUGAAUAUAUACAGUACAAAGAUAAUCC